UUAGGGGUGGAAAGUGCCAAAAUACUAGUUUCAAGGGUGCAAAAUAAAAUUAAGCUCUUUGUUACAACCACGUUAUUUAUGCCCAACCGAAAAUCCAAUAUUUUUGUAAUCCAAAUAAAAAGAAUUGUGUUUGCACCCAAAAGAAAAGAAUAAAACAUUAAUUAAAAAGGGGAAAAACAGAAUUGAACGUAUAUAAAAGCGUCCACGUAAGUAAAAUCCGUAUUCACCAACCAAAAAUCGCAAAAAUCAAACACCUAAUAAAAAAAAAAAACCACCGUACAACCGAAUCUCCGCCGUACAGUACAGCGUUUUCCGGCAGUCCAUAUGGCGGGGCAAUCGCGAAAGUGGAUGAUUCUGGUGGCGACGAUUUGGAUUCAGGCGUUCACGGGGACGAAUUUCGAUUUCUCGGCGUACUCGUCGGAGAUGAAGGCGGUCCUCGGCGUGUCUCAGGUGCAGCUCAAUUACCUCGCCACCGCGUCGGAUCUCGGCAAGGCGGUGGGUUGGUCGUCGGGGCUGGCGCUUAUGUGGCUGCCGCUGUGGGCGGUGAUGUUCACGGCGGCGGGUAUGGGGUUGAUUGGGUACGGCGCCCAAUGGCUCGUGAUCAGAAACGUGAUUUCGCUGCCGUAUUUUGGGGUAUUCUUACUAUGCUUAUUAUCCGGAUGCAGCAUCUGUUGGUUCAACACAGUCUGCUUUGUCCUCUGCAUAAAAAACUUCCCAUCAAACAGACCACUCGCUCUUGCCCUCACAGUGAGUUUUAACGGCCUAAGCGCAGCCCUAUACAACCUUGCUGUGAACUCCCUAAACCCUUCAUCGCCGGCCCUCUAUCUCCUCCUCAACGCACUAAUCCCUCUCUUCACGUCAUUAGCCGCACUAAUCCCAAUCCUCCGCCAACCCCCGCUCGAUCCGCUAGCCACCGACAUCACUAAGCGCGAUCAAUUCUCGUUCCUUAAGCUAAACACGUUAGCCAUAAUCACGGGCCUGUAUCUUUUAUUCCUCCACCCUUCGGAUUCUUUAAAGGCUGGAUAUUUAUUCUCUGGUGCCAUUUUUCUUUUGAUUCUACCAUUGGGCAUACCUGGUGUUGUGUACGCUCGGAAUUGGUUUAAGCAAAACAUUUAUUCGAGCUUCACUCUUCAUGGGUCGGGAUUUAUUCUCGUUGAUGCUGAUGAUUUGGAACUGCAUAAAGAGCUUUUGAGUCGUCAUAAUAGCGUAGCAAAUGGAGUAACCCUAAAUUACUCUGAUAAUAUUAAGUCUGAAGACGAUAAUAUAGGUGGUGACGGUUUUUUGUGUGAGGCUUUGAUUGAGAAAGACCAGCUGGCGAUGCUUGGGCAAGAGCAUAGUGCUCGAAUGCUCGUUCGGAGGUUGGAUUUUUGGCUGUACUAUAUUGCGUACUUUUGCGGGGGUACUAUCGGUCUUGUUUAUAGUAAUAAUCUUGGCCAGAUUGCGCAGUCGCUUGGGCAUAGUAUGAUGACUUCGAAGCUUAUCACAAUUUAUUCGUCGUUCUCCUUUUUCGGCCGCCUGCUUUCUGCUGCUCCAGAUUUCGUUCGAACGAAGGUCUACUUUGCAAGAACCGGAUGGCUAGCCAUAGCUCUUCUCCCGACACCAAUCGCCUUCUUUCUACUCGGUGCAUUAGGGGGCGACCCCUUUGCAUUAGAAGCAGGCACAGCCCUAAUUGGGCUAAGCUCCGGUUUCAUAUUCGCAGCUGCAGUUUCGAUAACUUCCGAGCUUUUCGGACCAGAAAGUGUUGGUGUCAACCACAACAUUCUAAUCACAAAUAUUCCCAUCGGAUCGCUCGUUUAUGGAUUUUUAGCUGCAACGGUUUACGACUGGAGUGCAGUUUCCGGUCUAGGGCUAAUGGCUGAUUCGGUUGUGUGCAUGGGGAUUAAGUGCUAUUUCUAUACGUUUGUUUGGUGGGGAUGUAUCUCUCUUUUGGGGUUGAUUUCGAGUGUGGUGUUGUAUUUGCGAACGAGGUUUGCUUACGAGAGAUUCGAACAGACUCGAAGAUCGUCCUCCAUUGGAUCGUAUUAGCGGAACUGUGAUCGGAUUACAUUAUUACUCCGUGUUUGGCAAUGUGUACAUAAUAUUCAAUUAUAGUAGUUCCAUAUUGAAUAUAGAAUAUACAGUAUAUAUAUAUCAAUGAGAAAAAUAUCUUAUUCUGCACUAGUUUUUUUUUUAUUCUUAUUUAGUAGUUUUGAUGAUGAUUAUACAUCUUGCACAACCGAAUUUUAGUAUUUUCGUAUUUUUUGCAAUUAUUUCUAUUGAUCUUCCGUAAUGUACUCGUAUCGUUUUCAUCAUUGACCGAUAUUUUGGAAGUCGA
Molecule: messenger RNA, 2314 nt
Organism: Erythranthe guttata (spotted monkey flower)
Lineage: Eukaryota; Viridiplantae; Streptophyta; Magnoliopsida; Lamiales; Phrymaceae
Product: protein NUCLEAR FUSION DEFECTIVE 4
Cellular component (GO): membrane
Source: RefSeq, a predicted model, not a curated record